UUCCAUUUGUUUCCAUGGUGUAUUCUCACUCUCACUCUCAAUCCCAGUCCCCAAUCAUAUUCCUUCAUUCUUUUUCCUCAUAUUCUCGCCGGAAAAUGGACCACUCUUGGCGAGUGCGUUUUGGGAUUCCCCGGUUCCGUUCCCGGAGAUCGGAAGAUGAAACCCUUACCAAACCCACAUGUUCCCGCGCCGGAACUUUCCACGCCGAUGACUUCUCCGACGUCUUCGGCGGUCCACCACAGACCAUCCUCUUCCGCCAAUUCUCCGACAGGUUUGAAGGUAAAGACUCCACUUCCUUCUACGAAGAAGUAUUCCGCUCCACCGAGUUAGUUUCUCGGCCGCAGAAGGGUGGCCGGAGUUUGCCUGCCUUCAGAAUCCCCGUUAAGGAGGAUAGAUUCUACCGCGAUGUUUUUGGAUCGGAAGACGGCCGACGGUCGAGAGAUAGGUCGGAACCGAGCUCCAAGGAAUUCACCAGAUCGAACUCGUCUUCCGACUACAGUCCUCUCCGGCCGGUCAUCGCUGAUGACGUGGCAUUCCCUUCGUCGUCUUCAAAUCACAGGCCAAGCAAUGUCCCAACACAAUGGAACUCAUACAGAACCAUGUUCAAGGAACAAGAAAUGCCACAGUUUCAACCUGAUCUCACCCCCCAUAUCGAUAACCGGUAUGUGGAAGAUGAAUAUGAAGAUAGUUACAGAAGCUCAGACCAUGGAUUUGGAGAGCCCAUGUCGUCCCCGGAAACUGUUAUGCUGGAACCAAAUUCAUUCCGAAGCAUCCAGAUCUGUGUGGAUGAUUUAGAAUUAAACUCCCCAUCAUCGGCUGAUUCUUCACUCUGUGAAGAUCCAGUUUAUGGUGGAAUUUAUUGUAAUGUUUUACCAGAAGAUGAUGAUGACGACGAAGAUGCUAUGAGCUCUUAUGUCAUUGAGAUAACUUCCAUCAACAGAGAAGAAUAUAGAGAAGAAGUUUCCAUCGAUGAAGCGAUUGCUUGGGCUAAAUCGAAGUAUCAAAGUGCAUCUGAGACAGAUUUGAGUGUUAGACAGCAAGAAAGUGAGCAAUCUGGGGAAGAAGAAGGAAGACCUGUUGCAUUUGAAUAUUCAGAUCAGCAGUCGAAUGGAAAUGGAUUGUCGCAGACUGCAGAGACACAACAGAGAGAUGUAAAAGUUGAAGAAGAAAAGCCGCAGGUGGACAACGAUAGAGAAUUGGAAGGAUUAGAUGAAAAAAUAAAGUUAUGGUCAGCUGGCAAGGAAACCAACAUCCGCCUGCUACUUUCUACACUUCAUUAUAUAUUGUGGUCAAGUAGUGGUUGGUCUCCAAUAUCCUUGACAAACCUGAUAGGAGGCUCACAAGUGAAGAAGGCUUAUCAAAAAGCAAGAUUAUGUCUCCACCCAGACAAGCUGCAGCAAAGAGGAGCGACGACGCUACAGAAAUAUGUUGCAGAUAAGGCUUUUACUAUCCUUCAGGAAGCGUGGUCUGUAUAUAUAUCCCAAGAUGCCUUCCUCAAUUAGAGCCUAAUUUGGGAUCUUUUGAGAAGUCAUUUUGAGUGUGAAGCUCAAGAAAGUAGCAAGCAAGUCUGGAACAUCCACAAGCUGAUACCCAUUUUUGCAUUAAGAAUUUGAAAGUAGACCUGAUUAGAUAUUAAGAAAGUUGUGUAUAAAACAGAAAUCAGGUCAACUACAGCCUGUAUGUAAGAUAUGUCUACUUAUUGUAGUUCGUGUAGACUCAUAUUUCGUCGUGCAGCUACGUUCUAAAUAUAAUCGCAGAACACUUGUGCUUUGCAUAUGUACAAACACAUUUGGAUAGAUUUAUAUACAUAUUUAUACACGUUCAGACCCAA
Benincasa hispida (wax gourd) is the source of this 1831-nucleotide messenger RNA. RefSeq lists its product as uncharacterized. The record is from RefSeq and is a predicted model, not a curated record. Gene Ontology annotation, biological process: clathrin coat disassembly; clathrin-dependent endocytosis. Gene Ontology annotation, molecular function: clathrin binding. NCBI's taxonomy places the organism in Eukaryota, Viridiplantae, Streptophyta, Magnoliopsida, Cucurbitales, Cucurbitaceae. Gene Ontology annotation, cellular component: intracellular membrane-bounded organelle; cytoplasm; vesicle.